Molecule: messenger RNA, 242 nt
Organism: Paramecium sonneborni
Lineage: Eukaryota; Ciliophora; Oligohymenophorea; Peniculida; Parameciidae
Source: the annotation of a GenBank genome assembly
AUGAGUUAAGAGACAUUAAUGGGAUAAAUGGAAGUCUGACAGAUGUUCAAAGCUUUGGACAGGAAAGUUAUAGAUUUAUUAGAAAGUGUACUAAACCAGAUAAAAGAGGUAUGUGAUUGAUCUGAAAUCAUAGAAUAUAUAAAAAUUGCAACAUCAUGUGCAAUGCAGUUAUGGGAGCAGUGGGUUAUUUCAUUAAAUUAGUCUUCAUUCCUAUCAAUAAUAUCAUCCUCAGUGCAAAUUGA